Messenger RNA from Phyllopteryx taeniolatus (common seadragon), 994 nucleotides. RefSeq names its product partner of NOB1 homolog (gene pno1). The transcript is spliced from 7 exons. The record is from RefSeq and is a predicted model, not a curated record. Bases 100 to 837 code for a protein of 245 amino acids. Gene Ontology annotation, cellular component: nucleolus. Gene Ontology annotation, molecular function: RNA binding. Lineage: Eukaryota; Metazoa; Chordata; Actinopteri; Syngnathiformes; Syngnathidae.
CGUUGCCGUUCGGGUCUUUCGAGUUGCACGAGGACGCCAUCAGCUUGCUUGUCUUUGCUUUUUUCAUAAUUGGACUUUCUAAGUAGGUGAAUUUUCACCAUGGAUUCGGCGACAAACGAAGCAGUGGAAGCUGGCGUGGCGGAGAAGCAGGAUGACAGUGACAGUUUUAUAAAAGUCAAGUCUAAAAAGAGCCGUAAGAGGAAGCUGGAGCGAUCUGAUAUGGACACUGGAGGACCUGUAGCAAGCAAGAGGCCACAGUUUCCGCCUAUUUCUGUCGACAAAUUAAGGGGGGCAGAUCAGAUGCGUAAAGUGGCCGUCCCGGCACAUCGUUACACGCCGCUGAAGGAGAACUGGCUGAAGAUCUACACUCCCAUUGUGGAGAACCUGCAGCUUCAAAUCAGAUUCAACCUCAAAACGCGCAAUGUGGAGAUUAAAACUUGCAAAGAGACACAAGACAUCGCCUCACUCACCAAAGCAGCAGAUUUCGUGAAAGCCUUCAUUCUGGGCUUCCAGGUUGAAGACGCGUUGGCCCUGGUCAGACUGGAUGAACUCUUUCUCGAAUCCUUUGACAUCACAGAUGUGAAGCAGCUGAAGGGCGACCACUUGUCCAGAGCCAUCGGCAGGAUCGCAGGCAAAGGAGGAAAAACCAAAUUCACCAUCGAGAACGUCACAAAGACUCGCAUUGUGCUGGCCGAAACAAAAGUGCACAUAUUGGGCUCCUUUCAAAACAUUAGGUUGGCCCGGACAGCCAUAUGCAACCUCAUCUUAGGAAGUCCACCUUCGAAAGUCUACGGAAACAUCCGAGUGGUCGCCAGCAGAGCUUCAGAAAGAUUCUAAACCGGUCGACAUGUUUAUUUUUUUUUGGGCGAUUGGGGUGAUGGAGGUCAAUACGGACUUGGUUACCAUGGACUUGACGUCAGAUGAGGAAUUUGACACGCGUGUGAUGAAUAUUUUUGUGUGAUGUUUGUGUAUAUAUAAAAAGGACAAACCAACA